This is a messenger RNA of Nelumbo nucifera (sacred lotus), 2009 nucleotides long. RefSeq lists its product as uncharacterized. Lineage: Eukaryota; Viridiplantae; Streptophyta; Magnoliopsida; Proteales; Nelumbonaceae. The record is from RefSeq and is a predicted model, not a curated record. Gene Ontology annotation, molecular function: protein binding.
CCAUCCACUGCUGGAUCCCAAUUCCCAAAUAGGAAUGCACCUCACCUCUUUGAAUAUAAUGAGUGAGACAGAGACAGAGACAGUUACAGAGCCAGAGAGAGUUCAAAAAGUUCAUGCUUAUUCACGACCUCUCAGCUCAGCAAGUAGCUGGCAGAGCAACAACAACGAAUGAAUUAGAAGACUGAUCAUCACAAGUGUUAAACAAACGCCCAUCAAAACUCUAUUGAUGAAAACCAGAUCGAAUUACUAUUAUGAUGCUUCUUCCUCGUCCAGUACUUAAAUAAUUGGACCUCAAGCUCAAGGUGGGUGUAUCAGUAUUUUCAUCCAUCACCCCGUACGUCUAUUUGUAACUUCUUUCUUCCAAUUAAAUCCCAUUUUUCUAUCUCCAUUGGGUACUCAUGACUUGUACUCGUCUUUACAAGGGGGAAAAGAAAGCAAAGAACAUCCAAACAAAUAUGAGUACCAUUCCUUUCCCCGUCAAAUCUCCAGUUCUCACCUUCAUCAUCCUCACUCUCCUUCCCUGUUUCCUACACGCAUUGGGGGACGCUGCAGUCUACAAAAUAACCAGUAGAGAAGCUCUUGAAAUCAACGCAGGUCAUAGCGGCAUCAGCGGAAAAGCAGCAGCAAGUGAUCAUCCACUUGGUGAAGUCUGCAAUUGUUCGCCAUCUCCUGCACCAGACCUAGUAUUCGAAAACCAAAGGCUCGCUUUGGUGUACCCCAUAAUCCAAAGCUUCAAGAACAUUAUCACCUCCGACCCCUUGGGAAUCACCAGUACCUGGGUAGGCUCCGACAUAUGCAACUACAGGGGCUUCUACUGUGACAACCCACCUGACGAUCCGAGCGUCAGGGCUCUUGCCGGCAUUGAUUUCAAUGGCUACCAACUUGCCGCACCUACCCUCGACGGCUUCAUCGAUCUGCUCCCUGAUCUCGCCAUCUUCCAUGCCAACACCAACAACUUUACCGGCAUCAUCUCCCCGAAGAUCGCCCAACUCCGCUACUUGUACGAGCUCGACAUAAGUAACAACUUGUUCUCGGGUCAGUUCCCGACGGCGGUGCUGGGCAUGAACGGACUUUCCUUCUUGGAUAUUCGUUUUAAUUCCUUCAGCGGGUCAGUGCCAGCCCAGAUAUUCACGCAACCUCUUGACGUUCUCUUCAUAAACAACAACAACUUCAUGCAGACACUCCCAAAUAACCUGGGAAAUACUCCGGUACGCUAUCUAACGUUUGCAAACAAUAACUUCGUGGGUUCUAUUCCGCGUAGCAUCGGCAACGCUUCUGCGACCUUAGUGGAGGUGCUCUUCUUGAACAACAAGCUAUCGGGUUGCCUCCCUUACGAGAUCGGGCUGUUGACAUCGGCGACGGUGUUUGACGUUGGGAACAACUUUCUCACAGGUCCUAUCCCCUGCUCGUUUGCGUGUUUAGAGAAGAUGGAGGUGCUAAAAUUGGCGGGUAACCAGUUUUACGGCAAGAUACCGGAGGAGGUGUGCGGUCUGGGAAACCUGGCAAACUUGUCCUUGUCCGAUAAUUAUUUUAGAUACUUGGGCCCAACCUGUAGAAGUUUGAUCAAGAGAGGAGUGCUCGAUGUGAGUAACAACUGCAUUCACGGCCUUCCCAACCAGAGACCAGCAGCUGAGUGCUGGGACUUCUACUACUUCCAUCUCAAGCACUGUCCCAGCUCCCUCCCGCGGUAUAAUGCUAACGUCGUUCCUUGCAACAUCAAUCACUCUUCUCUUCAUUCCUUGCCGCCUUCGAAGACCGCAGUGUCUUUUACUUCGCCUUCUUACUCCGCACUGGUAAGUCAUCGUCGACCGCCGCCGUUGCCAUAACUACUAAUUUACUUUAAUUUCUUGAUUAUUAUUAAGAAUUGUACGUAAAGGAAAGGAUAUAUGAACCCAAGAAAGAAAAAGGUUGUCCUGCACUCUCAAAUAAGAAUAAUUACUACCAGUUUCUCUAAUGUCUAAUCCAAGGAAAGACUUGCUUGUCAAUUAUAUUUAACAUGUUUUAAUUUC